Molecule: messenger RNA, 459 nt
Organism: Nematostella vectensis (starlet sea anemone)
Lineage: Eukaryota; Metazoa; Cnidaria; Anthozoa; Actiniaria; Edwardsiidae
Exons: 1
Coding region: 1-459 (152 amino acids)
Source: RefSeq, a predicted model, not a curated record
AUGAGCGCACCUGGGAGCCAGGACCCCGGCCUUUUGUACCAGCAUAUCGCAAGUGGUCAGGAGGCGGGUUGCUUAAAGAACAUUGCUGACACCAUCAACACAGCGUUUCUGAGCCCGAUGAAUGUAUUUGAGCCCCUUUCAGAGAAAUGUCACCUCACCCCCGAGUCAGAGGAACACGCGUACACUCUCCAAGUCUCCCAGCUAUCGGUCUUAAAGAAACUGGCAACCCAGUUGAACCCCUCCAAAGCUUGCGGACCUGACGGGAUGCCAGGCUGGAUUCUCAAGGAGAAGGCCGACUUGCUAGCGGAGCCAGUUACCGACAUUCUUAACUGCUCCUUUAAAGAGGCAAGGCUGCCUCAGUCGUGGAAAGAUGCAGACAUCGCCCCAGUCCCCAAGCAGAAACCCGUCCUUGACGUAAACAAACAUCUGUGCUGUCUAAGCUCGCAGAAGAUUACGUAG